Daphnia carinata is the source of this 7394-nucleotide messenger RNA. RefSeq lists its product as uncharacterized. NCBI's taxonomy places the organism in Eukaryota, Metazoa, Arthropoda, Branchiopoda, Diplostraca, Daphniidae. Gene Ontology annotation, cellular component: membrane. Gene Ontology annotation, molecular function: ATP binding; ABC-type protein transporter activity. Gene Ontology annotation, biological process: protein targeting; protein import. The transcript has 4 exons. The coding region runs from base 33 to 7013 and encodes 2326 amino acids. The record is from RefSeq and is a predicted model, not a curated record.
CCUAGUCAUUUUCAAGGGUAUACUGUAUCAUAAUGGCUGGAAGAGAUCGGCAAUACGAAACACCAAAAAAGGUUUUCGAGAAGAUCCUGUGCUGGAUUCAAGACAAAAAUCCCGACUCGAAAAAACUGGUUGAAAAUGCCGUCAGUCACAUUGAAUCAGAGGUGGGAUGGACACUUAAACCAUUGGAGAGAACUUGCGUGGAAUUGCAAUACGUCAAAACCCUCUUGAAGAUGUGGAUGCGGAGCAGUUUAGAAACGGCGUUUAGCCACUUGAAUAAUGAAACUUCCGACAUGAGCACAGCUAUGUCGACUGUCUUGGAUGAGCUGGAUUCCAUCGAUUCGUUCGAAGAUAUUAGUACCAAACUAAUUGCAAAGGAAUCACAGCUUUGGACUUGGUUUGGUGGAGGCUGUCAAUAUUUUCAAUUGAUUGUCCAACAGGAAGAGCUGUUCAAAAACACGCCCCGUUUCGCCCUUCUCUUGAACCAAAAUUUCCAUAAACUGAAGAGUUGUUUUAUCGAUAAGAUCUUUUUCCGGUGCAGGAAAGACAUCCUCAACGACGUUGAUGGUGCUUUAUUUAUAAAAUUCAUUUCGGAUCUGACUGACUUUUUGGCAAAAGCAAAUGAAGACAAGAAAUUACAAGACGUUCUGGAAGCUCAUAUUCUGGAAAGCAAUGUAAAUACGAAUAGCCGAGAGACAGAUUGGCAGCAAUGGAUAAACAUCCUGGUUGAAAAAAUCUUGAAAACAUUCCCACCAGCAGAAAGCGAUAACGAAUCAAGUGCAAUCCCCGAAUGGAUACAGCGUUUCGAGUUUACUGCGCCGCCAAGAAAAGAGUGGACAUCAAAAUUGAAUUUAGUUAUCAGAGAGAUACACAAAAAACUCUUGCUGCCAGAAACCACAAUCAAAAUGAGAACAGAACACGGAAGGAAAAUUAUUUCCAUUAAUGGCGUUUCUAUUUUUGUUAGUAAACUUAUGGGGAAAAUGAGGGAAUUAAAAGCCAGUAAUAAGGACGUACAGGAAAUACAAAUUGCCGGAUAUUCUUCCGUUCACAUCGAUUGCGAUUUGGACAAUGACAUCUGGCAUGGAAUCAAUAUAGGUCUCGUUACUGAUAAACUUAUCGUUUCCGCCAAUGAGAACCAGAAAAUAGUAUGGGAUGUAUCCGGAGAACAUGCUACCGCCAAAUCAAGACGAAGAUUACUGAACGCGGACGAAAGCGGUGGUAAUGUUCAUAUUAAGUGCAACCAAGUUAUCGGAGCUGAGCAAUGGACGAUCACUUCGAAUGGAGGGAACGGAAGUUCUGGUCUCAAGUGGUCAGCGGAAGAACUUCAACGAGUGUUUAGUCCCAUUUUUCCAAUUGAUGGGAAUGAAAAAAGAAAGGAAGAAGAAAAGCGAGGUUACAAGUCACCCUCAAUAAAACAACUCUACAAGAAACUAGAGUAUACAAUAUCUGAAAAGUAUGAUGGCCUUGUGGCCCCGGGGAUCACGGGGCUACAGGAACCUCUGGCAAGGUCAGGCGCGCUUGGAGACGGUAGCGAAAUCCAUUUUUCGUUGUAUGAAAAUAAAAAAAAAAAAAGACACACACUCAUACUCUGUCAAGGUCGGAAAUUCGGACAAGGUGGCUAUGACGGUGACAUAAUCUUGGAAUUGCUGGAUAAAGAUCGGGGCCUCCCUCCUGUUGGCAUGGAAGUUUAUCAAGCAAUGGGCACUGGUGGUGUUGUUUAUAAGGCGUCUGUUUCAGACGGCAAAACGGGACAAGCGAAUGGCGAUGUAGGUUUCAUCCACAAUGGAGACAAGGACCAGCAAGGAAAUUACAUAGGAUUUGAAAAUGACCAAAAACUAGAAAUCAAAUACUACUCCAAGCUCGAAGAAUUACAAAAAGAUGAAGUUGCUUCAUACGUUGAGGUUAGUGAUGGCUCGCGGAAUCAACGUUAUGCGACAAUUGUAUCGACAUUUGAGCGGUAUAGUAACCCAUCGGCCAAAGCCAUGAAGAAAUAUGGCGUUAUUCGUCAUAGCCUCAACCGUCAUUUUUCAAAAGUAAACGAGUGGAAACAAAUGCAAGAAUCGCUCUGGAAAAUGUUUUUGUCCGAUAUUGCGUUAGAAGAAAAUGAAUUGCCAAAUGUCGAUGCACUGGUGGAGGAAAUUCAAAAUAAUGAAGCGCAAUUCAGUGAUCUAGUCCACCAGCAAUUGGGUGAAGUGAAGAUAGGGUGCACAAAGCCAGCGCCUGGCAUCAAAGGCAGCCCUGCCGGUGAUUCUGGCGUAUCUCAGGAAGAAUCUAGCAAAGAUCGAACACUUAACAAAGCCACUAUGGAUAAUCGACAAAAAUUUGAAAAUUUCCUCAAGGACAAUUCAAACAAAUUCAUUCCAGACACCUGGAAACAGAUGUCAGAGGCAAUGACAACAAAAUCCCAAAAAGAAAUCAAAGUGCUCGAAGAUCGAAUAAUAUUCAUCUUGAGUUACAUCAAUGAUCAAAGGACAUUAGGAAAAAAAGUAAAUAUAACAACGAAAUGGAAAAAAAAUUUAAAAGUCGACGCAACCAAAGACGGUGAUCUCAAAUCUUUGGCCGUAUUUUUGUACGACUUUGAGUGCGCCGUACAGCAACUUCGUAAGCCAAUAGACAAAAACUUCCGCCUCCGUGACACCCAGAUUCUGGCCAUACUGAUGUUGCUCCCUAAUAGUGAGGAAACCGCUGAGAGAAAAUUAGCUCAGGUAGCUACCGGCGAAGGCAAGUCGUUAAUUGUGGCCGCAGUGGCGAUUGCUGUUGUUCGGAGUUGGUUCGUCGGCAAGAAGGCAACGCAAAAAAUCGACAUCAUUACCAGGAACGAUUUAUUAGCACUUCGCGAUUCAAAUCUCUCAGUAGCUGAUGGAGGAUUGCGAGAUCUCUAUAAGUAUUUCGGUGUAUCGGUGGCAAACAACUGCAGCCAAUCGGAAGAUGAACGUACAGCAAGUUAUACUGCCAAAGUGGUUUACGGACAGUUGGCCCAUUUUCAACGGGAUUAUUUAUUGACCAAAUUCUACAGCCGUAAUAUUUGUAACAGCGAAGAAUUGUUAUACGCCAUUAUUGACGAGGUGGAUAGCCUGUUGUUGGACCAAGGAAACAACACCCUCUAUUUGUCACACGAGAUACCCGGCAUGGAAACUUUAGAAUCUUUGUACGUUUUCAUUUGGGAAAAAGUGCGCAACCAAUCUGUUUACAAAAACAAUUCGAAAGAGCAAGUAAAAAAAUCAAUUAAAUCUGAUGUCUUGUUCGAUUUGUACGGUGUUACAACUAAAGAAGAUCUGAAGUAUGUCCACGCGCCAUUGGACGAAUCGGAGAGAGAUGCACUGUGGAAUCAUCUAAUUGAGAAAAAAAUGAUUGAUUCACAAGGACACCUACUCAUAACUGACGCCAGCCAAAUUACAAAAGAGAAGGUUAACUGUAUCCCAACAGAACUCGAAGGGAAGGAUCUUAACGCGAAAUUGGUUUUCUAUUUCCGCAAAAUAGCUAAUCGCCUGCGUCGCAUCCGAAUACCUUCUCAUCUGCUCACCUUUGUUGAUCGAAACCUUGACACUUGGCUGAACAGCGCCUUUCAAGCCUUGGAAUUAAGGCGUGACGAGGACUACGUCAUUGACCAAGACCGAACAGACACUUGUCCAGAUCUCAAUCCACAAGUGAUUAUAAUUGAUCCCGACACCGGAACGGAUCAAACCCUGUCGCAAUGGGAAGGAGCCUUACAUCAGUUUCUUCAACUUAAGGAAGGGUGUAAAUUGACGCUACAAAGUCUCAAAGCUGUUUACAUUUCAAACGCCGAAUAUUUGUUGAAAUACCAUGGGCUAUUGGGUGUAUCAGGGACGCUAGGGUCCAAACAAGAACAGAUUUUUCUACAGAAUACAUUUAAGUGCGAUUUACGCCACUUUCCUAGCGCUUUUCCUAAACUAUUUCAGAAAAGAGAUCCCCAGAUCCUGUCAACAGAAGAAGAAUGGCUAGAUGCCAUUGUCACGGACAGUAAUGCUAUUAUCGAGGCAGAACGUUCUUCCAUCAUUUUUUGCAAGUCCAUCAAAGUUGCCAAUGUCGUCCAUCAACGCAUAAAGAGCUCCAAUCCUGAGUUGAGUAAAACCCGUCGUCUCCAUCGGUACACACGCGAUUACGAGAAAUUCGCAUUUGAAAGUAGCGAGCUGAACAUUGGGCAUGUUAUCGUCGCCACCAACUUGGCUGGACGAGGAACGGAUAUGAAAAUCGGCGAACAAUUGCGCAAAAAUGGAGGACUGCAUGUGUGCCUAACUUUUUUUCCUGAUAAUGAACGAAUUGAGGAACAAGUGAUGGGUCGGGCAGCUCGCAAUGGGGCACCCGGAAGUGGAAUUCUUAUUGUAUGCAAAUCAAUUUCACGCGAACGGAAGACGCCUGAUGAAAGUGACACACAGGACUGGGUAUCAAUGUCUGGCAUGGAGAAAACACGCAAUGCCCAAGAGAAACAACGCAUUGCUCGGUUGGAAAAAGAUUUUGAAGACACGAUAGAUCAAGUGAAAUUAUUUGAUAAUUUCUCAGAUUAUUAUACUACCCUAAAAAAUCAACUAUGUGAGAAAAAAUACAGGGAUCAGGAAGUAAGUGCCAUCUGUGGAAGUGUAUUGGACCAAUGGGCUUUGUGGCUGGAUGAAAUGGAUGAUUCCUCGUUCGACGUGAAAAAGUAUUCAUACUCAACGAAAUUCAUUCCAAAAUUCAAAAUUCCCGAGCACAAUUCUACCGAUUACAGUCAAAAUGACUGGAUGACACCAGCACGUUUAGUUGUCGUUGCCAAAUAUUUGGCGAUGACUAACACGAAAUCGAAGCAUUCGACGGCAGCCAAUAUUUUGGAACAGCUCAUCCAAUCAAAAGACAACCAAUUUUAUGCCGCUGCUUACUACUACCGCGCAUUCAUUUUUUUGAAGAAAGGUUUUGAAAGAAACCAAGAUGAAUUUAUCAAAAUAAUGCGUACGUGUGAAAAUGUAUUAAGUGAGCAAAUCAAUAUGCAAACAUCGAUUUUUUCGAUCGUCCGGGCGACAGAAAAGAAAACUAAUCAGCCUGAUUCGUUUUGUGCUGUUGAUGGCUAUACGCAGCAAAAAGAUAACAUUGUUAAUCUGCUUCAAUAUUUCCUUGGCUCAGUUCGAUCCUUUUUGGGCACCGAUUGCUCCAUAGAAGAUUUUGAAGCAGCAGGACGUCUGCCCGAAAAAGUUAAGAAUUUUUUGGAAAAAAAUCUCAAUAACUUUGAAAAGUGGAUUGAAGGGGAAAUUCAUAAAAGCUCGAAAGUUUUCCAGAAAAAAGAUGAUAAAAAUGAUGAGCUGAAGAAUUCUACUAUUCCGAUCGAAAAAGUGGCGGAAUAUUUCGAUCUAUUAUUGGAGGGCGAGUCCAAGUGCAUUGGCCACCAGCUGAACAAUCCCAGAACCAUACCGAGAUGGAACUCUUCCGACGAGCAAAUUGAAGAAUCCAAUUGGAAAACGGCCAUUUUUCGGAUAGCAAACGCUUACGGUGUCUGCGCGUCGACCUUAGAAAACGCCAUCAAACAGGCGGUGGAAAAGAAACUAAGCAAAGAGGGCAUUGAAAAGGAGUUAAAAGACCAAUUGGAAACGAAAUUUAAAAAGGACAAUUUGAUUCACUGUACGAGGGAAUCGUUCUGGGAGAAACUGGUCGACAGCGAAGCAUUGUUUGGCAACGAAAAUUUCGUCGUCGUGGACGACUACGUCGUCGACAGCUACAAAUUAAAUCGCGUCGAGGCCAAAAAAUUGGACUUUAUCGGCAAGGAUUACAUCUUGUACGAUCCUAUUGAUUGCAACACAAUUGAAAAAGAAAACAAAAUCAUUUUCUCGCAAGAUUACGUCGAAGACAAACUUUAUGGCAAUCGAGAGUACAACCGUAGCGGAGAUAAAUUUAGAUUCAACAAGAUGGCCAAAAUUGAUGUCGCGAAACUCAAAUCAGUCAACUUGAAGCUGUUUGGCCAGUUAAAAGACGACGAUUUACGUAAGGUCGAUAUUAGUCAAGCGGAACGCAAAGCAAUUAUGUGCGAACUGCAAAAUCAAAAUAUUAUCGACGACGCUGGCAAUCUCUCACCUAAUUACGAUGGUCAAAGUUUUAAAUAUCCAAAUUGUCCUGCGUACGAAGACGCUGUGAUGCGUUUAGUGGGGACCAAGUUGCGUGCCGAAAUAGUUAGACGACAUUGGCUGAAGAGUGAAGACAAUGCGAAUCGUCUCGAAGUAAUCAACUUGUUGCCUUUGACACCUUAUCGAUAUAUGCUAGAUGACUUGAUUGCUGCCUAUGUCAUUUCUGGGGUUCGACUAAAGGAAAUGGACGAAUUCGUCCUCAAACAAAAAGUGAAUGGAAUCACCAACAUCGACGUUGAGCGUGACUGUAUUUUAGAUUUUUUGAAAAGCCGACAAGCAAUUUACGAAGCCACGUCGUUGGUAAAACAAGAAACUGCGCUGGACUUCAUCGACGGUGAUAUCCGCAAGGUAAAAGCCAAUACCGUCGAACGUGAAUUGGGUCUUUUUCGUUUGAUGGGAUUUGAUCAUGUAAUGUACAUGAAGGUUCACCAAAAAUCUAGGAAACAGAUGGUAUUGACAUCCCUAUUUUCACCAUUCAUUAUCAUUGGCGGAGCUGUUUCAAUUAGUGCUGGGGCUGUCUUAACCAUCUUCAGUAAAAUUUUGCCGUUCAAUGUCGCAAAAAAUUUGCUUUUGAUGGGCGGUCUCUCUGACAUCAUCUACGUAUUGACGUCCUCGUUAUCCAAGCACCAAAUCAGCAUUUCUGGCUAUGCCCAUCAGAGAAUUAGAAGUGCAAGUGGAAAAAUUAAUUUAGCAGAUGAAGGAAAGGCUCUCUGGAAGCUAUUAAAAUCAAACAAAUCUGAUAGCCAAAGCUACAGACCUGCUGUCCGACUCCGCGUGGACGCCUUUCACCAAAGGCGAGUACGAGACACACAUGACGAAACGGACCAGUACGAGAUUGUCAACGCGUUAUUGAAGCUUAAAAAUAUGCCAACGAGAACUAAUGAAGAAACUGAUGAUCAAGUCCACUAGAUUGCAACUUCGCCUGGGAAACAUACAACUUACCAUCGGACUAAGCCACGUCGUUUUCGACGUGGAAAAAAAAAUUAGCCGGAGCCGUCAUAGUCGUUGGAAUGGACUGCAAUAGAAAUGUUUACUUUCGUAGAAUUUGCCUUGAUUUCGAUUUGAGCAUUAUCGUAGAUCUGCUUUAAACUGGGAAAAUAGAAUCAAUACCUUGAAAAGCUUCUCUUUUUUUAGGCAAAAAGGGGUGGCUUCGAGCACCUGGUUGAAUUGUCCAAUAAUUACAAAAUACUGCUCUGUCACCACUAGGUACUGCUUAGCACUACAAAACAUCAAUUUAAGUUGCCACCAUUCGCUGUAUUUUGUCUGCAUUGAAUAAAAUCAAGAACUAGA